This is a messenger RNA of Pedinophyceae sp. YPF-701, 318 nucleotides long. Lineage: Eukaryota; Viridiplantae; Chlorophyta; Pedinophyceae. The record is from the annotation of a GenBank genome assembly.
AUGGCGGUGUCGCACGAAGCGCAGGCGCAGGCGCCGCCGCACGGGCACGAGCGCCCGCGCGGGUACGCGCCGGAGGUGGUGAUGAUUGAGGUGCCGCGCGAAGGUCCCGUGCUGCCGCCGGCGCUGCGGCGCGGCCCCGCGGGCGCGGUGACGCUCACGCGCGAGCCGGACGCGACUGCGACGUACGGGCACGGCGGAACGUGGGAGAUGCAGAAGAACCGCGCGGUCCUGCGCUUGCAAGAAGAGCGCGACGCCGCAGCGAAGGAGGCCGCGGAACUCCGCGUACAGGUCCGCUGCGCACGUGUAUCUCACGCGUGA